AAAUGUUUGAUUUUUGAAGGGGAUUUUGGUAAGCGUAAUAGAACAUCAUUCGUGUCAUGUAUUUUUGGCACAAUGGACUAGAUCUUAUAUGUUUGAAUAAUCAUGACAUUUACUUUAGGAAAACAUCUACUACUUGCAGCAUGUUAGAUUGACUGCAUGGAGUUAUGCGGGAAAACUCUUCAUUGAACUCUUCUAUCAAAUUGACGUUUUGGACUGAGAUCAAUAUAACUCUUGUCAAAAGGCAUGCCUAGGUGCUAUAGGCGACGGGAGAAAUGGUUCAGGAAAAACAUUGAAAAAAGUACUAGAUUUUUUUGAAAAAUACAAAAAAUGUUAAUCGGGCUGCUCGCUUAACCUGUUAUUUUUUUCCCGCCUGAAAUUUAAACGGACCUGAUUUUAAAGGUAAAAGCCUGCUCGUUUAAGCGGGGAAACAGGCUGGCCCAACGGGUUUAGCCCAUAUUGACGGCCCUAGUUUUGGCUCUUUUUAGAUGCUGAGAAGGCAAGGUGCUAAGGCAUGUGCCUUGCUCUGAGGCUGCUUUCUGUUUCGUUUAUAUAUAUUAGAUGAGAGGAACUGUCCCCUAGUGUCAGCCAAAAAUACACUAAAUUAUCUGACUUAGCCCAAUAAAAGAUAUUAGGUUUUGCAUAGAAGACAGAAGACCACUGCUUGACCUGCACAACAACAGAAGUUGAAAUGCCAGAGGGGCGCUAUUUGACCACCCUGUUGCUUCUCUUCACCACCUUUUUUGGUUGAAUUUUUGGCAUUCCACAAGUAGUUUUAGUUUAGGAACUUAUUAUUAUACUUUAUCGAGGAUUUGUGUCUAAUUAUCAUUGUGAAGUACUUUGUUUAUUUUGCACAAUAGAUAUAUAUUCAAUUGUUUUCUAAUGCCUUUGUUUACUGAAUCAUACAUUUUUUGGUGCCUUUUGCAUUUGACUGAUUUUUAUGCAUUUUAGGUUUCAUGAAUCAGCCUAUAUCUUCUAUGCCUGCAAUCUAUGUCCUCGUUAAUUUAUUAUGUUUUCUUAUAGGAUUUCUACCUUGUGUACAUUCUCACUGAAAUGGCUGGAAGUACAUCAAUGGUGUUCACUCGUACAUGUGAUUCAACUCGUCUUCUUGCUUUGAUUCUUAGUAAUCUUGGUCUAAAAGCCAUCCCAAUUAAUGGUCAUAUGACCCAGUCAAAAAGGCUUGGAGCCUUGAAUUUAUUCAAGUCUGGGGCUCGCAAUAUUCUCAUUUGUACUGAUGUAGCUAGUAGAGGAUUGGAUAUUCCAAUAGUAGAUGUUGUGAUUAACUAUGACAUCCCCACAAACUCCAAAACUAAACCUAAAUUGCUGGAUUCCUUAUCUUGUGCUCUAAGGACUGCUCGUGCAGGGCGUUCUGGGGUUGCAAUUUCCCUUGUGAACCAAUAUGAGCUGGAGUGGUACAUUCAAAUAGAGAAACUUAUAGCAAGAAGCUACCAGAAUAUCCUGCACAAGAAGAGGAAGUUCUACUUUUGGAAGGUUAGCGAGGCCAAACGAUUAUCAGUAAUGAAAAUGAAGGAGGAAGCCAUGGGGAAGAAGAAACGGAGAGGUGAAUCAGAUUAUGGCGAAGAAGAUAUUGACAAAUACUUAGGUCUCAAGGAUAAGAAAUCAUCCAAAAAGUUUAGAAGAUGAGACCUUACCACUGCAGUUUCGUUUUCAAGUAAACAUCAUAUAUGUAUAUGGCAAUUUUGGUAUUUUAUUUAACAUUACUUAGUCUAUUGAUGCUUUGGAGUUCCUGAUGGAAGCUCUGGCUUUUGUCUUCAUUAUUGCAUAUUUAUAGAAUUAUGGUUGAUGGGACUUCGUAAUAUGGCUGAAGAGAAGCCUUGAAAAAUUAAUUACCUUGUACAACAUGAACCUUGUAUAUUUUGCUAAUUUUGCAUCUAAGGCUAUGAUUGCAAUCA
Messenger RNA from Arachis ipaensis, 1910 nucleotides. Lineage: Eukaryota; Viridiplantae; Streptophyta; Magnoliopsida; Fabales; Fabaceae. The record is from RefSeq and is a predicted model, not a curated record.